UCUUCUUCUCUCCUCUCUUGCUUAAUUUAGUAUUUGAGUCUCCUCCCAACUCAGCGCCAGAGAGAGUCUCGCUUCUAGACGCGGCUUUCAGUCAAACCAAACGACGCCGGUUAGCCGUCUCCGCCACUCCUCCGAGAUUCUUCAAGUCUGUUUAGUUUUAUUGUUCUCCGUUCGUUUUUGUCCAAGAGAAGUCGACAGAUCCGACGACCUUUUUGCUCACCGCAGCAUCUUCUCCCAGAUCUGACGUGAAAAAAAAAAAAAAGGUGUGAGAGUUAAAUCAGCGGUAGAGAUGGCGCCGAGCACGAUUCGGAAAGCGAUCGGGGCUGUUAAAGACCAGACUAGCAUAGGCAUAGCCAAGGUAGCGAGCAACAUGGCUCCUGACCUAGAAGUUGCCAUAGUUAAAGCGACGAGCCACGACGACGACCCGGCGGACGAGAAAUACAUUCGCGAGAUCCUCAACUUAACCUCUUACUCACGUGGCUACGUUCACGCCUGUGUGUCGGCCGUCUCAAAGCGUCUGGGCAAGACACGUGACUGGAUUGUGGCACUAAAGGCUCUGACGCUUAUACACCGGCUAUUAAACGACGGGGAUCCGAUAUUUCAAGAUGAGAUCUUAUAUGCAACAAGAAGAGGAACAAGGCUCUUGAACAUGUCGGAUUUUAGAGAUGAAGCUCAUUCGAGCUCGUGGGACCAGUCAGCUUUUGUGAGAACUUAUGCCAUGUAUUUAGAUCAAAGACUUGAACUUGUUUUGUUUGAUAGAAAGAGUGGUUCUAAUUCUGCUUCAGGUUCAGGUAGUCAUCAUAAUGGAAUUGGAUCUAGAUAUGGCGAUGAUUUUCGAUCUCCCCCUCCCAGACCGAAUGAGUAUGAUUAUGGAGACGCCAGAGGCGAUAGUGGUUAUGGAAAUUAUGGAAUGACGAGGAGAUCAAGAUCGUAUGGAGAUAUGAGUGAGGCUACUGGUCGGGAAGAGAAAAAAGCAACGGUGACUCCAUUGAGAGAAAUGAAGCCAGAGAGGAUAUUCGGAAAAAUGGGACAUUUGCAGAGACUGUUGGAUCGGUUCCUGUCAUGCAGGCCCACGGGUCUGGCUAAGAAUAAUAGGAUGAUUUUGAUUGCGUUGUAUCCGAUGGUGAAAGAGAGUUUUCAGAUUUAUGCAGAUAUUUGUGAAGUUUUGGCUGUGUUACUUGAUAAGUUUUUUGAUAUGGAGUAUACAGACUGUGUUAAGGCCUUUGAUGCAUAUGCAAGUGCAGCAAAGCAGAUUGAUGAGCUGAUUGCUUUUUAUAAUUGGUGCAAGGAUACCGGUGUGGCGAGAUCCUCUGAGUACCCUGAUGUUCAGAGGAUUACAAGCAAGUUAUUAGAGACUUUGGAAGAGUUUGUGAGGGAUAGAGCCAAGAGGCCCAAGAGUCCAGAGAGGAAAGAAUUGGAGGCUCCUCCACAGGAGGAACCGGUACCGGAUAUGAAUGAGAUAAAGGCAUUGCCUCCUCCAGAGGAUUACACUCCUCCGCCACCACCUGAACCAGAACCUGAACCUGAACCUGAGCCUCAGAAACCACAAGUGACUGAAGAUUUGGUGAAUUUGAGGGAUGAUGCAGUUACAGCAGAUGAUCAGGGGAAUAAGUUUGCCUUGGCUUUGUUUAAUGGGCCUGCGGCUAAUGGUAAUGGAUCAUGGGAAGCAUUUCCAUCAAACGGGGCGCAGAUUACCUCGGCUUGGCAAACCCCAGCCGCUGAACCUGGCAAGGCAGAUUGGGAAUUGGCAUUGGUUGAGUCUGCCAGCAAUUUGUCAAGACAGAAAGCAGCAUUGGGUGGUGGGCUUGAUCCAUUGUUGUUGAAUGGCAUGUAUGAUCAGGGAAUGGUGAGGCAGCAUGUGAGCACUUCCCAAUUGAGUGGUGGAAGUGCAAGUAGUGUUGCAUUGCCAGGGCCAGGGAAACCUUCAACGCCGGUAUUGGCUCUCCCGGCUCCCGAUGGAACAGUUCAGGCAGUUAAUCAGGACCCAUUUGCUGCAUCAUCAAGCAUACCACCUCCUUCAUAUGUGCAAAUGUCUGAUAUGGAGAAGAAACAGCACUUGCUAGUGCAAGAGCAGCAGGUAUGGCAGCAGUAUGGAAGGGAUGGAAUGCAAGGCCAAGCGAGUUUGGCCAAGCUCACCGGUACUGGAUACUACAAUGCAGGUCCUAUGCCUGUGAUGCCUUACGGAAUGCCACCAGUAAAUGGGAUGGGACCACCAGCAGGGUAUUACUAUACUCCUUACUGAUUUUUACCACAUAUGUUAAGAGAAUGUUCUCUUUGUUUGUCAUUAUGUUUUAAUUUAGUGAUUUCUUUUCUUAUGUGAUAUGAUGUUGCUUCUUCAUUUUGUGCACAAAACUGGGGCAAGGGGGAGAGAUGGGAUCAGUAAUUGUGGGGAUUUUGGUGAUGGCAGAUUUGUAAUCCAUCGUGAUGUCAUUCUGUGCUUUUGUAAUAUUAAAAUUUGUUGACAACUGUACUUGUUAGUUAUCUUUGUGUUCGGAGGAAACUAGUACAUACUUUCUUUGCUACCAGACCAUAAGUAAGUUCAUACCAUAAAAUUAGGUCCACCGUGGAAGGUUAUGUCUUGUGCAACAUAACCAGUUAGAUCUUCCAUGUAAGAUGUCGGAAAAGUUAGGUUGUGAGUAGCUUGUUAAGUUGUGUAAUUCAUGUCCCUUUGCUGACCCCUCCAUUAGUCAGUAAGGAGUAAUUUUCCAACUUUGGUAAACAGUGCUUACUUUGACUGUUUUCUGUCUGUUUGUCAAAUGUGAAGGCCCCCAUAACUUUACUCUAA
Messenger RNA from Pistacia vera, 2785 nucleotides. Its product is annotated as putative clathrin assembly protein At2g25430. Gene Ontology annotation, cellular component: clathrin-coated vesicle; clathrin-coated pit. Lineage: Eukaryota; Viridiplantae; Streptophyta; Magnoliopsida; Sapindales; Anacardiaceae. Gene Ontology annotation, molecular function: 1-phosphatidylinositol binding; clathrin heavy chain binding; SNARE binding. Gene Ontology annotation, biological process: vesicle budding from membrane; clathrin coat assembly; clathrin-dependent endocytosis. The transcript has 2 exons. The record is from RefSeq and is a predicted model, not a curated record. The coding region runs from base 290 to 2242 and encodes 650 amino acids.